This is a messenger RNA of Paramisgurnus dabryanus, 4179 nucleotides long. NCBI's taxonomy places the organism in Eukaryota, Metazoa, Chordata, Actinopteri, Cypriniformes, Cobitidae. The record is from RefSeq and is a predicted model, not a curated record.
AUGUCUGCUGCCCUCCUAAGGCUUUUAUUUUGAAAAACAACGUUUUCGCGGCCAUAUUGAAAACGCUUUUUGAUGAAGCAACGAGACAGAAACAAACUUGAUAUGAGUUUUAGACAUCUCAUGUUACAAUUAUGAACGAACAUCUUGCUGAUGGAUACAGUGAGCCAUGUGCUCAAUGUGCUGCUGUUGACUGGGGGGUGACAGAUGAGGGACAGUUCUUCUGCAGAAACUGUCACAAUAUUAUCGAGAGAACAAGAGAAGUGGUGGAUGAUUCCACCUUUCUCCGCGGUCACAGCAGGAUCUCACAGUUAGCAAGAACCAAGAAGACCGGAAAGGAGGGUGCACGACAGUGGAUGGUAUGUGAGGGAUUUCAGUUCAUUUUGAAAUCUCAAGCUGAUGCUUUGGUUAGUCUUGGUGUUUGUUCGCAGUUUAAGACAGAGGUAAUGUGGAAUUUCUGGAAGCGAUACUUGCAGAACACCGGGCAAGCUUUCACCAAAAAUCCAGUUUCCACUGUCAGGUUUUCAAUUGAUGUCACCUCAGAGAGUGAGCCAGAGUCUAUCGCCCAAAGUGAGCAGUCAGUCCGCAGUUUUGCUUCUUCAAGGACAGGAGACAUUUCAGCAUCCGGCAUCUCCAGUGAAGGAGAGUUAUCAGUAUGUUCAGGCUCUACGGAUGCUUCAAUGUAUGUUAGUGCGAAGGAAAGGAAAAGCUAUAAUCUUAUGAACAUGCCACGGACGCUUGCCAUCUGCUAUUUGGCUCUGCUUUGGGUCCGAGAAGCCAUCACUCUGGCUGAUUUACUGAGGCUGGCCUCAGAGAGACGUGUUCCUUACUUAAACGUUCAUGAGGAUUUUCCUGAAGAGUUGAGACUGUUCGGAAGAGAUGCCAACAUCUUUCGAGUCGAGUCCCUCCCUUCCUACUCGAAGGUCCGUAGAGAAGCGGUCAAUCUGGCUCAGGUCAUGAAAUUGCCUGCCUUCCCAACUGUUUGUCAAGAUUGCCUUCUCCACCCAAUUCCACUCACUGUCCGCUAUCUGCUGGAGUCUAACCUUCCUGAUGGCCUUUUUGUUUGGGUCCACAAGGUUAUAAAGCAGGCUGCUAUGGGUGAUGAGUCCUUCCUGACCUUUGACCCUGACAGCAAGAGGCCUGUUCUCAUAUGUUAUGAUAUUCAGGCAGUAGCUAUCAUCAUUGUCACCUUGAAGCUCCUUUUCAAGUUGGAUGAUCGACAGGAGUGGACUUUACCUGAGGAAGCAGCCGAUAAGAAGACCAAGAAAAAAGUGUUCAGUUUUGAAAGGUGGUUUAAAAUAAUGCAGCCCGCAUUUAAGCGAAUCAGACAAAAGAGGGAACGAGAAGAAGCCCGAAAACAGUGGAAAUCCAGCAAACCUUUAAUUUCUGACUUGAAAAACAAGAGUGUGGUCCUCAAAAAGAGACGGGUGGUUGAACAUUUGCAGCACAGAUUUCAGAUGUUGAAUGACUCCACUUCAAAACAACAAUCUUCCACCGCAACCUCUUUCUCAGGCUUUCAAUUCCAUUGGGGAAAAGAUGAAGGUUCGGAUGGAUCCAGUAUGCAUCACCAUCGCUUAGACUGUACCUUUAAGAAACAUGGGGUCAACCGGCUUGCUAACCGGAAAUACUGGCAUACAUACCUGGGCCCCUGCCCAUCAGACAUUUCUAAGGAUCAUUUCUCAGACAUUGAGAGCAGUUUGCCCAGGAUUUACGUGUGGCUUAUUGAUCUCUUCUCAUUUCUGCUGGGAGUCAGACAAGCACAAGUGUAUGAUGAGGUCCUGGUUGUGGAACGUCGCUUAUUAAGGAAAACAAACCGCCCUAACCCGCCUCGCAAAAAAUCAAAAAAUCUUGGGCCAGUACUUUUAACUUUGUUGACUAAAGUACAGCAGAGCAAUGAAGAGAAAGUAAUAGGAGAGAAGGAGCAAGGGGGCAGGGCAAGAGAAAUUGGGACAAAGAGCUUGUGUGGUGCUGUGGGUGUUUCUCUGGCACUGUUCCUUAACCAAACCAGCUGACUGUGUAUGUAAACACUCUCCACAUGCUUCCUGCUAGAAAAGCCCUGGCCCACUUUAAAUAUGUGCCCUAGACAUACACACAAAUGUAUACCAAAACAAGACGUAUUUUAGUGUUAUAUUUCAUAACAGCAUGACUUUCAGGAUUGUUUCCCCUUCCCACGUGUAAAGGACUGUCCUCACAAUUUUCCUGGCAUGUUUUUUUGUUUGUCUUGGGCUCUCCCUAGCACUAUUUUUGCUCCUCAACACUACACUGCGAUUGGUGCGCUCUCAUUUUGCACUCUCCUAUUUACAUUUGUACAUACCUAUACAUUUUGUUUAUUGCAUAUUUUUAAAUACUUAUAUAUUUAUGCAUUUGGCAGAUGCUUUUAUCCAAAGCGACUUACAGUGCAUUACAAGGUAUACAGUAUGUGUGUUCGAACCCAUGACCAUUUGUGCUGCAAACACAAUGCUCUACCACUGAGCUACACAGAAACAUGUUAUUUCUUAUUUAUUCUGUCUUUUUUUUUAUUAUUGAUAGUCUUAUGUUUUUGGACCGUUUCAUAUUCAGACCUGUGUGAACAGCCCGAAUAAUGCAAGUAUUGUAUUUAUUUCAUCCCCAUCCUGCUUUCAUGAAAGUGAAAAGUGCUGGGUGUGGCGGAGAGCUAUUUGAUCUUACAGUCUGAACCCAUGUGACACUGGUUAGGCCUCUGAGAAUUUAUAUAACUUAGUUACUGAAAAUGCUGAGUAAGUGUCUCUUUCUGUACCUUACCUGCAUGUGCGCUCGUAACACCAAAGCUAAAACUUUAAUUCGUAACAUUAAAAAAGCAUGCAAAGUUAAUCAAAUUUUGCUUUGUCUCUUUUUAACAGCCUGGAAAAAUAGGGCAACAUAACUCCAAAAGCGUGUUGCAUCCUGGAGGUUAAAAGCAAGCCUAUCCCUAUUUUGAUGACCUACUUUUGUGGCCCCACCUAAGUCAUUUAUGCUAAAGUAGCACAUUUUGGUUCGCCUUUUUCCCAACUUCUGCCCAUGUUGCCGGUGUUUUUCCUCAUCAGCCCAAUGCAGAUAGCACAUCUGUCACCCAGCCUGUGUGUUUGCACACCCUGAUUGGCCUCUCUUUUUUCUUUAAACACAGUCUCCCUUGGCCCACAGCCUAUAUCCCCCAAACAUGGCCUCACUACCCUUUCCAGAUUCCUGUUUGAGUUUAAACAGUUCAUGCCAUCCAUCAAGUGAAGCUCUGCUUCACCGAAAACACAAGCUAUUAUGAUGACUUUAAAUUAAUCUUAAGGCAUUCUUUUUUUAGCUGACAUAUACAAGACUGCAAAAUGUGAUGAUUUAAGUGUUUGAAGUUUUGUACAGCUGUGAAGAUCUCAAAACGUGUUGUUUUGAGUUGCAUUAUUGCAACUCAAAGUUGACCUUCAGGACCAACGAGAACAUCUAAAAAGAUUUAUCUGCUAAAGAGAGCAGAAUAAUGCAAAAAGUCUGUUUGAAUGUACAUAAAAAAAUAGUUGUACAUUUCUGUCAAUAGAACUGUACAUUUAAAAACUAGUUAUAUAUUAUAUAAGGUACGCAGGUGUACCUUAGAGGUACAAAUAUGUACCUUUUACCAUUGCAUAACAAUGCAUUUCUAUGCAUAGCAUUAGUGGCAGUGACAAAGAAGAUUACAAAAAGUGCCAUUGGGUAGUGUUCAACUGUCCUUACAUCCUAUUUUAUAAAUAUUAGUUUUACUUUGUAAAAUAUAAAGUAUAAAUAAAUGUGAACAAUUAGGUUGCAUUAUGAAAUUAUUCAAAGAAUCAAUAAAAAUUGUGCUAUUUUCGUGGAAUUCUUUAUAAAGCCUUUUUUAUGUACAGGAAGUAACCCUUUAACAAUGUUUGUAUGGGUAUCUGCAAUAUAUCUUCUACUUUGUGUUUCUUUUUCCUUAAACACAGAAGCUGUGCUUUGUUCUUAGUCUUUACAUUGUUUUGCUAUUUGCAUCGCUUUCGCAAAAUGGAGAAGUGAUCCUAUUUAGAGAUCUGGCUCAAAAUGAGUGCCGGGUUUUUUUUAUAUAUAAUCAUAUACAGCAUCCUAUUUACAGCUUGUUUCCAUACCAAUUAUCACAAGAAUCCCCAUCUUUACAAACUCCACAUUUAUUUCCAAUAAUUGUUUCAUUAUUCUGGAAUAAAAUAUUGUGUACAUUUGUGUUUUCAUUUCAAGGUA